Messenger RNA from Loxodonta africana (African savanna elephant), 12249 nucleotides. RefSeq names its product zinc finger protein 420-like. The record is from RefSeq and is a predicted model, not a curated record. Gene Ontology annotation, biological process: regulation of transcription by RNA polymerase II. Lineage: Eukaryota; Metazoa; Chordata; Mammalia; Proboscidea; Elephantidae. Bases 8863 to 11883 code for a protein of 1006 amino acids. The transcript has 5 exons. Gene Ontology annotation, cellular component: nucleus. Gene Ontology annotation, molecular function: DNA-binding transcription activator activity, RNA polymerase II-specific; RNA polymerase II cis-regulatory region sequence-specific DNA binding.
AGUUCAAAUAGAGAAGAAGAUAUUCUUUGAUGGUUACAAGAGUGGAGUAGGAGGGAGGGAGACAGAGGGGUUUUCUCUAAUUAGAUAGUAGAUAAGAACUAUUUUAGGUAAAGGGAAAGACAGCCCACAAUACAAGAGAGGUCACCAUAAGUGGACUAAACCAAAAGCGAGGAAGUUUCCUGAAUAAACAAUGUUUCGAAGGCCAGCGUAGCAGUGGUGGGGUUUGGGGACCAUGGUUUCGGGGGAUAUCUAAGUCAAUUGGUAUAUUAAAUCUAUUAAAACAUUCUGCAUUCUACUGUGGAGAGUGGCUUCUGGGGUCUUAAACGCUAGCAAGCAACCAUCUAAGAUGCAUCAGCUGGUCUCAACCCACCUGAAAGCAAAGGAGAAUGAAGAACACCAAAGACACAAAGUAAUUAUGAGCCCAAGAGACAGAAAGGGCCGUAUAAACCAGAGACUACGUUAGCCUGAGACCAGACGAACAAGAUGGUGCCUGGCCGUAACUGAUGACUGCUCUGACAGCACAGCAGAGAACCCCUGAGGAAGCAGCAGGGCAGUGGGAUGCAGACCCCAAAUUCUUGUGAAAAGACCAGACUCAAUGGGCUGACUGAGAGUAGAAGGACCCCAGAGGUCAUGGUCCCCAGACUUUCUGUUAGCCCAAGACAGGAACCAUUCCCAAAGCCAACUCUUCAGACAGGGAUUGGACUGGACUAUGGGAUAGAAAGUGAUACUGGUAAUGAGUGAGCUUCUUGGAUCAAGUAGACACGUGAGACUAUGUGGGCAGCUCCUGUGUGGAGGGGAGAUGAGAGCGCAGAGCGGGGCAGAAGCUGGCCAAAUGGACAUGAAAAGAGUGGAGGGAUGGAGUGUGUUGUCUUCUUAGGGGGAGAGCAGCUAGGAGUAUAUAGUGGGGUGUAUAUAAAUUUUUGUAUGAGAGACUGACUUGAUUUGUAAAUUUUCACUUAAAGCACAAGUAAAAUUUUUUUUUAAAGUUACGCCUUUUGCCUCCUUAUAUUAUGCAAAAACAAGAAGUGCCUCCCCACCACCAACACUUUACUGUGGACUACUGGAGAAAUGUGUGUUUCAUGUUAGCCACCAUUGACAUACAAGGAUUUGUCCGUACAUUCCCCCCAGAAGGGGUGGGGGAAAUGAUUGUAUCCUGCUCAGAGAGCUUUGUAAAGGCGCAUAAUGUUGGAGAACUACAGAAACCUGGUCAACCUGGUUCUCGUAGGAGAGAUAGAAGUCAGGACCUGCACUUGGAUGUCUUUGCAUUUUCCAGUUUGAGUCUCUUGAGGGCCCCUGCCUUUCUUAACUAAGUUUACAUUCCCUUCCUUAAGGGAAUCACUGAGGCUUUGUAGAUUCAGAACUAAAGAUCUUCGUAAUGAGGUAUCUGGGCUUUUACCUUCCCCUUUCUUCAGAUGAUCUGCCCUGAAUUGAUGGUGGUUCUAGAGCUUUGUGUGCAUAAACCUGUGGCCAGCAUUUCAAACAUCCAGUGUCUGGUUACUCCCGGGCUUUUGAUUUAGUAGUUCACGGAAGAGUGCUUAGAGGUCUGUACCUUUGAAAUGAUCCCUAAGCAUUUAGAAGGGAGAGGGCAGUGGCUCCAUUAAAAAAUUACUGUGGUAAAAUAUAUAUAACAAAUGUUGCCAUUUUCAGCUUUUUUAAGUGUAUAGUUCAGUGACAUUAAAUACACUAACAAUGUUAUACAACCAUCUCCACCAUCUAAGUCCAAAACUUUUUCGUUAUUCCAGGCAGAAAGUGUUGCUGUUGUUAGGUGGCAUCUAGUGGGUUCUGACUCAUAGUGACUCUAUGCACGACAGAACGAAACACCGCCUGGUCCUGCGCCACCCUUAAAAUCAUUGUUAUGCUUGAGCUCAUUGUUGCAGCCACUGUGUCAAUCCACCUCGUUGAGGGCCUUCCUCUUUUCAGCUGACCCUGUACUUUACCAAGCAUGAUGUCCUUCUUCAGGGACUGAUCCCUCCUGACAACAUGUCCAAAGUAUGUAAAAUGUAGUCUUGCCUUCCUGCUGCUAAGGAGUAUUCUGGUUGUACUUUUUCCAAGACAGAUUUGUUCAUUCUUUUGCCAGUCCUUGGUAUUCAGUAUUCUUCGCCAACCCCACAGUUCAAAGGCGUCAACUCUUCUUCGGUCUUCCUUAUUCACUGUACAGCUUUCACAUGCAUAUGAUGCGAUUGAAAAUAUCCUGGCUUGGGUCAGGCACACCUUAGUCGUCAGGGUGACAUCUUUGCUUUUCAGCACUUUAAAGAGGUCCUCUGCAGCAUAUUUACCCAAUGCAGUGUGUCCUUUGAUUUCUUGACUGCUGCUUCCAUGGCUGUUGAUUGUGGAUCCAAGUAAAACGAAAUCCUUGACAACUUCAAUCUUUUCUCUGUUUAUCAUGAUGUUGCUUAUUGGCCCAGUUGUGAGGACUUUUGUUUUCUUAAAGUUGAGGUGUAAUCCAUAGUGAAGGCUGUGGUCUUUGAUCAAGUCCUUUUCACUUUGAGCAAGCAAGAUUGUGUCAUCUGCAUAAUGCAGGUUGUUAAUGAGUCUUUCUCCAAUCCUGAUGGCCUAAUCGUCUUAAUAUAGUCCAAAUUCUCGGAUUAUUUUCUCAGCAUACAGAUUGAAUAGGAUAUGGUGAAAGAAUACAACCCUGACACACACCUUUCCUGACUUUAAACCAUGCGGUAUCCCCUUGUUCUGUUCAAACGACUGCUGCUUGAUCUAUGUACAAGUUCCUCAUGAGCACAAUUAAGUGUUCUGGAAUUCCCAUUCUUCUCAAUGCUGUCCAUAAUUUAUUAUGAUCCACAUAGUCAAAUGCCUUUAAAUAGUCAAUAAAAGACAGGUCAACAUCUUUCUGGUAUUCUCUGCUUUCAGCCAGGAUCCAUCUGACAUCAGCAAUGAUAUCUUUCCUUCCACAUCCUCUUCUGAAUCGUCCUGAAUUUUUGACAGUUCCUCGUUGACGCACUCCUGCAGCAGCUUUUGAAUGAUCUUCAACGAUAUAUUACCUGCGUGUGAUAUUGAUGUUGUUCAAUAAUUUCCCCCAUUCGGUAGAAUCACCUUUCUUUGGAAUAGGCACAAAUAUGGAUCUCUUUCAGUUGGUUGACCAGGCAGCUGUCUUCCAAAUUUCUUGGUGUAGAUGAGGGAGCAUUUCCAGUGCUGCAUCAGUUGGUGGAAACGUUUCAGUUCCUGGAGUCUUGUUUUUCACCAAUGCCUUCGGUGCAGCUUGGACCUCUUCUUUCAGUACCCUCAGUUCCUGAUCAUAUGCUGUCCCCUGAAAUAGUAGUCCUGAAAGUAAGAAGAGAGAAUUUUACCACUGAACCAUCAGUGUCCCCAUUUUCCAUUAUAAUGAGGGUGGCUGUUUGACACAGAGCUUGCCGAUAACAUAGACGAAGCCACUAGGUCUCAUACUUCCCCACGUAAACAAUGCAAAGCGUAAGAAGAAAAAAAAAAAACAGGCUUUUCCCCACAACCUUCAAUCUUAUUCUUUCUCAUUCAGCAGCCAGCUGGCCACCAUGAGAAUGCUGGCGCGUGGUAAUAGAAGCAGAGUACACAGAAAGGAGCCUGGGUCACUGAUUACUUCACAGAGCACCUGUCAUGUCCUGCACUGUAACUUCUGGACUUUUUGUUGGACGAGAAGAUAAACUGAUAAGAUUCUUACUUGUUUCAGUUUCCAGGUGUUACAUGACUCACAAACAAAAACAUCCCCAUCUAACCAAUGAGAUUAUUAUUUUGUGUUGAGGAAUUCUGGACAUUGACUGUAAUUGUGUGCCUUAGAAAAACGUCAUGAAAGGCUUCCUCCACUGCUGAUGAGAGAGAGACAGGCAGGUACCACAAUUAACCUUCCCUUUAUAACUAAAUUUUGAAUUGGCCUUCUGCCCUUCAUCUGUGUAUGUCCUCAAUCCCUGUGGCUUUUACCUACAGUCCUUGGCUGAGACAAUGAUAUCCUGCUUUUUAAGUUCAAGAGUCACACCUAGGGUCUAUACUACUGUUAUUUUCAACAAUUGUGGUACCGUUGACCAUUAUUCACUUUGUUUAUAUAAGAAUAUGUUACAUAAAUAUGUGUGAUGGUCACUCUUAAUGUAAGUAACAUUAAUUUUUUAAUGUACUCUAAUGCCCAAAUAAAUAUAUUGUGCUUCCCUUUGUCUUAAUGUUGUUGUUAGCUGCUUUUCAGUUGGCCCUGACUUGUGGUUAUCCCAUGCGCUGUGGAAUGAAAUGGACCAUUGUGAUUCAUAGGCUUUUCACUGACUGAUUUUCACAAGUAGAUCACCAGGCUGUUCUUCCUAGUCUUGGUCCGAAAGCUCCACUGAAACCUGUUCAGCAUCACAGUGUCACAAAAGCCUCCGCUGACAGACAUGUGGUGGGUAUGCAUGAGAUGUGUUAGCUGGGAAUCAAGACAAGCCUUUCACAUAGAAGAUGGGAAUUCUACCACUGAACCACGAACGUUUUCCAUCGAGUCAGUACCAUAAUGGAGCCCUGGUGGUAUGGUGGUUAAGAGCUCAGGCUGCCAACCAGAAAGGUCAGCAUUUCGAAUCCACCAGCUGCUCCUUGGAAACCCUGUGAGGCAGUUCUGCUCUGUCUGGUGAGUCGCUAUGAAUCAGAAUCCACUCGACAGCAGCAGGGCUGCCAUGAAUAAUAGCCAUCAUAGGUGGUGUGAAGUGGUAUCUCAGUUUUGUUUUCAUUUGCAUUUCCCUAAUCAUUAAUGACAUUAAACAUCAUCUGUUGUGCUUAUCGGCCAUUUGUAUAUCUUUGGAAAGAUGUCUGUUCAGGGUCUUUGCUCUUUUUGUUUUUAAUUGUGCUUUAAGUGAAAGUUUACAGUUACGGUUAGUUGGUUCACAAAAACUUAACACACAUGUUGUUAUGUGACCCUAGUUCUUCUCCCUAUGUGACAGCACACUCUUCUCCACCCUGUAUUUCCCGUGUCCACUCAACCAGCUCCUCUCCCCCUCUGCCUUCUCCUCUUGCCUCUGGACAGGAGCUGCCCACUUAGUCUCAUGUAUCUACUUGAGCUGAGAAGCACACUCCUCACCAUUAUCAUCUCGUGUCUUACAGUCCAGUCUAAUCUUUGUCUAAAGAGUUGGCUUUGGGAAUGGUUUUGGUUUUGGGUUAAUAGAGAGUCCAAGGGCCAUGUCUUCUGGGGUCUUUCCAGUCUCAGUCAGACCAUUAAGUCUGGUCUUUUUACUAGAAUUUGAGUUCUGCACCCCACUCUUCUCCUGCUCCAUCAGGGACUCUCUGUUGUGUUCCCUAUCAGGGCAGUCAUCGGUGGUAACCAGGCACCAUCCAGUUCUUCUGGUCUCAGCCUUUGCCCGUUUUUUAUUGGGUUUUUUAUCUUUUUUGUUGUUAAGCUGUAGAAAUUAUUUCCGUAUUCUGAAUAUUAAACUCUUAUCCAAUAUGAUUCCUAAAUAUUUUCUCCAAUCUGUAGGUUGUAUGUUCAUUUUCUUGAUAAAGUGUUGGAUCCACAAAAGGUUUUAGUUUUGAUGAAGACCAAUUUAUGUAUUUUGUCUUCUGUUGCUCAAGAUUUUGAUGUCACAUCUAAGACUCUGUCGUCAAAAACUAGAUCCUUAAGCAUUACCCAUAUAUUUUUACCGUAAAAGUUUAUAGUUUUAGUUUGUAUAUGGUCAUUAAUCUAUUCCAAGUUAAUUUUGAUAUACGGUGUGAUGUACGGGUCCAACUUUAUUCUUUUAUAUGUGGAGACCCAGAAUUCCCAGCUUCAUUUGUUGAAGAGACAUUUUUUUUCCACAUUGAAUAGAUGAUUUACCUUUGCAGAGAAUGAGUUGACGGUAAAUGUGUGGGUUUAUUCUGAAUUCUCCGUUGUAUUCCACUGGUCUACAUGUCUGUCCUUAUACCAGAAUGACUGAAAGAACUGAAGAAAAAAUUGAAGCCUCGAGUUGCGAUAUUGAAGUAUUCUACAAGGAAAAUAUUAAAUGGUGCAAGGAGCAUCAAAAGAAGAUGGAAGGAAUACACAGAGUCACCGUACCAAAAAGAAUUGGUCAGUGUUCAGCCAUUUCAGGAGGCAGUAUAUGAUCAAGAACCGAUGAUACUGAAGGAAGAAGUCCGAGCUGCACUGAAGGCGUUGGCUAAAAACAAGGAUCCGGGAAUUGAUGAAAUACCAAUUGAGGUGUUUCAACGAAAGGGUGCAGUGCCAGAGGUGCUCACUCAUCUAUCCCAAGAAAUUUAGAAGACAGCUACCUGGCCACCCGACUGGAAGAGAUCCAUAUUUGUAUCCAUUCCUAAGAAAGGUGAUCCAACUGAAUGCAGAAAUUAUCAAACAAUAUCGUUAGUAUCACACACAAGUAAAAUUUUGCUGAAGAUCUUUCAAAAGUGGUUGCAGCACUGCAUUGGCAAGGGACUACCAGAAAUUCAAGCUGGGUUCGGAAGGGAACAUGGAACAAGGGAUAUCAUUACUGAUGUCAGAUAGAUCUUGGUUGAAAGCAGAGAAUACCAGAAAGAUGUUUACCUGUGUUUUACUACCUAUGCAAAAGCAUGCAACUGUGUGGAUCGUAGCAAAUUAUGGAUAAUGUUGAGAAGAGUGGGAAUUCCAGCACACUUAAUUGUUCUCAUAAGGAACCUGUACAUAGACCAAGAGGCAGUCGUUCAAUCAGAGCAAGGAGAUACUGCGUGGUUAAAAUCAGGAAAGAUGUACGUCAGGGUUGUAUCCUUUCACCAUACUUAUUCAAUCUGUAUGCUGAGCAAAUAUUCUGAGAAACUGGCCUGUAUGAAGAAGAACGGGGUAUCGGGAUGAGAGGAAGAUUCAUUAACAACCUGCGAUAUGCAGAUGAUACAGUCUUGCUUGUGUAAGUGAAGAGGACUUGAAGCACUUACUAAAAGAUCAAAGACCACAGCCUUCAGUAUGGAUUGAUUACACCUCAACAUAAAGAAAACAAAAAUCCUCACAACUGGACCAAUGAACAGCAUCAUGUCUCUUUCCACAGACGUAGUCUGUUUGAUUUCUGUGUAUUUCAUCUGACGAGGUCCACAGGUACAUUCACCAUUUAUAUCACUGAAAAAAGGUAUUCGCAAUGAAGAAGUCAUUGGUCUUGCAAAGUUCUGUCAUCGGAUCUCCGGCAUCGUUUCUGUCACCAAGGCCAUGUUUUCCAACUACUGAUCCUUCUUCUUGGUUUCUGACUUUGGUGUUCCAAUCAUCAGUAAUUAUCAGUGCAUCCUGAUGGCGUGUUCAGUCUGUUUCAGACUGCAGAAGUUGGUAAAAAUCUUCAAUUUCUUCAUUUUUGGUCUCAGUGGUUGGUGUGUAAAUUUGAAUAAUAGUUGUAUUAACUGGUCUUCCUUGUAGGUGUAUGAAUUUGGAUACCUUUUAUUUCUUUUUCUUAAGCUAAUUGCUCUGACUUCUAGUACUUCUAGUACAGUAACAAAUAGCAGUGGUGGAAGUGAACAUUACCGAUCUGUCCUAUUCUUAGGGGGAAUGAUUUCAGUCUUUCUCCAUGGAGUAUGACAUUAGCUGUGGGUUUUCAUAAGUGACUUUAGCACAUUGAGGAAUUUCCCUUCUAUGUCUAGUUUAUUGGAAACCCUGGUGGCGUAAUGGUUAAGUGCUGCAGCUGCUAACCAAAAGGCCAGCAGUUCAAAUUCGCCAGGCGCCACUUGGAAACCCUAUGGGGCAGUUCUACUCAGUCCUCUAGGGUUGCUAUGAGUCAGAAUUGACAGCAGUGGGUUUGGGUUUGUUUUUUUUUUUUUUGGACCCUCCAAGAGAGCAGUAGAAAUUCAAGAGGAUUUGGGAUCCUUUGGUGCUGUUGCAGUCACCUUGCUUGUUCCAAGUUUAUAAACAACAGAAAGUCAUUCCUUCUCUUUAAAAGCUAUACUUAUGUUCCAGCAGAUGUGAUUUAAGGGGUUUGCCAUUUGAUAACCUCGGGGAUCAUUUCUGUAAAUGCCAUUGACACACUUGCUUUUUGUACAUGUGUUGGGUAAUAAGAGGUGGCUUCUACAGCUACUGCCAGCUUUUAGUAUCUCUGGAAUUUUCUUUAUGACAGUACUUUUCUGGAAGGAGUUAGAAAUGAACCAAGCUUCAGACAAAGAGGGCCAGCCAAGGUGGGGCCUGGAGGUGGAGCUCCCUCUGCACCCUGCCUGCCUCGGGGCCCUGGGACUGAAGCCUGGCCUUGGGGCUGGGGGAGCCAUGAGCUUCACAAGGUGAACACACAUGGUGAUGCGAGGGAAGGGGUCUAGAAACAGGUCGUGUGCUUCUCUGGUAGCCUCGCCUUGGGGGUGGGAAGUGGUGAGCUUCACAAGGUGAACACGCAUGAUGGCGAUGCAUGAUGGCGAUGCAAGGGAAGCGUCCUAAAACAGGUUGCGCACCUCUCUAGUAGCCUGGCGUUCACAGAUUAGUUUGCGAUGUGAUCCCCCUGCAUCCUGUCACUGCCACUGCAGGCCUCCCAGCCUUCAGCAGUUCCCUAAGGGUGGGAAGAGGGCAGUGCUGGGGAUCUCCAACCAGCCCUUCCUGCCAGAUGACCCCCUACCGUCUUCCAGCCCAGCCUUCCCCCACGGCAUUCCUUUUGUCUGUCCUGUCUCUCCAGGCUCCUGGUGGAGCAUGAUCCACAGCCUCCAGUGUUGGUGUGAGAGCUGGGCACUGGUCUUUUCCUCUCCUCCUAGGAGAGGGGGGGCACGACAGGGGUUCCCCGGAGCCCAGGUCCCAGGUGUGGCUCAGGGAGAGAUAGUCCAAUCUAGGCAGCGGGGGACCAAGGGUGACCAUCUUGCACAUCCAGGGAAUCACAAGUAAGGAUUUCAGCUGCUCUGACUGGCUGUGUGGACCAAACAUCAUUCAUCUGCCUCCAGACUGCCUAGUGGCUCUGCUUCCACUGCCAUUCCUCUUCCUGAGGUGUCUUCUUGGGCUCAGAGAGCACAUUCACUUAGACUUCCAGAAGCUAGAGCCAGGAAAUGGACUCAGUGACUGGUGAGGAUGUGGCUGUGGACUUUACCCAGGAAGAGUGGGCACUGCUGGAUCUUUCUCAGAGGAAACUCUACAAAGAUGUGAUGAUGGAAACCUUCAGAAACCUGGCCUCAGUAGUUUCUCGAAACAUUAAUGAUGGAGAAAAGCUAUCCAGUGAAAAUAGGAUAGUACGAUUCAUGAAAAAUGACACCUGGUCCUUCAUGGUAGGAGAAAUCUGUGAAUUGCAUGGCAUUGAAGAUCAGGAUAACAACCAGAAAACACAUGUGAGUGUGCUGCCUAUUUUUAACAGACAGCGUGUGAUAGAGAACCUCUGUGUAAGUAAUGAAGACAAUCAGUGUGGACAGACCUUCAGCCAGAUUCCAAAUCUUUCUGUGCUCAAUAGAACUCCCAUGGAAGCAUAUUCUUCUGAAUUCCUUGAGUGUGGACAAUCUUUGACGGAUCAUGAAUCAUUUAAGCACCCUAUCAGAUCUCACUCUGGAUGCAAUGCCUCUCAGCCUAAGGAAUGUGGAGAAGCCUGCAGUUGUCCCUCUUACCUCAGCACUCCUGUGAGAAUUCUUACUGGAGAGAAGCCCUAUGAAUGUAAGAAAUUUGGGAAAGCCUUUUGUCAGUCUUCAGACCUCAUACAUAUGAGAACUCACAGUGGAGACAGGCUUUAUAAAUGUAAGGAAUGUGGCAAAGCCUGUCAUCAUUCCUCACACCUCACUAGACAUACGAGUACACAUAGUGGAGAGAGGCCUUAUCAGUGUAAGGAAUGUGGGAAAGCUUUCAGUUGGCCAUCAAAUACCACUACACAUGUAAGAGCUCACAGUAGAGAGAAGCCUUAUGAAUGUAAGGAAUGUGGGAAAGCCUUUAGUGUCUUCUCAGACUUAACUAAACAUAUGAGAAUUCACAAUGGGGAGAGGCCUUAUGAAUGUAAGGAAUGUGGCAAAGCCUUUACUUUCUCUUUAAGCUUCACUAACCAUAUGAGAAUUCACAAUGGGAAGAGGCCUUAUGAAUGUAAAGAAUGUGGCAAAGCCUUUUGUCAUUCCUCACACCUCACUACAUGUAUGAGUACUCACAGUGGAGAGAGGCCUUAUGAAUGUAAGGAAUGUGACAAAUUCUUCAGUAGCUCCUCAGACUUAACUAAACAUAUAAGAAUUCACAAUGGGGAGAAGCCCUAUGAAUGUAAGGAAUGUGGCAAAGCCUUGAGUUGCUCUUCAAGCUUCACUAAACAUAUGAGAAUUCAUAAUGGAGAGAGGCCUUAUGAAUGUAAAGAAUGUGGGAAAGCCUUUAGUUGGCCAUCAAUCCUCACUACACAUAUAAGAACUCACAGUGGAGAGAAGCCUUAUGAAUGUAAAGAAUGUGGGAGAGCCUUUAGUUGCUCUUCAAGCUUCACUAAACAUAUGAGAAUUCACAGUGGAGAGAAGCCUUAUGAGUGUAAGGAAUGUGGCAAAUCCUUUAGUUCCUCCUCAAACUUAACUAAACAUAUGAGAAUUCACAAUGGGGAGAGGCCUUAUAGAUGUAAGGAAUGUGGCAAAGCUUUUCGUCAUUCCUCAGACCUCACUACACAUAUGAGAAUUCACAAUGGAGAGAGGCCUUAUGAAUGUAAGGAAUGUGGGAAAGGCUUUACUUGGCCAUCACACCUCACUGCCCAUAUAAGAACUCACAGUGGAGAGAGGCCUUAUGAAUGUAAGGAAUGUGGCAAAUCAUUUAGUUGCUCCUCAAACUUAACUAAACAUAUGAGAAUUCACAAUGGGGAAAGGCCUUAUGAAUGUAAGGAAUGUGGCAAAGCCUUUUGUCAUUUCUCAGACCUCACUACACAUAUGAGAAUUCACAGUGGAGAGAGGCCUUAUGAAUGUAAGGAAUGUGGGAAAGCCUUCAGUUGGCCGUCACACCUCACUAAACAUACAAGAAUUCACAGUAGAGAGAGGCCUUAUGAAUGUAAGGAAUGUGGAAAAGCCUGUCGUAAUUCCUCACACCUCACUAGACAUAUGAGUACUCAUGGUGGAGAGAGGCCUUAUAAAUGUAAAGAAUGUGGAAAAGCCUUUAGUUGGCCAUCAAUCCUCACUACACAUACAAGAACUCACAGUGGAGAGAAGCCUUAUGAGUGUAAGGAAUGUGGGAAAGCCUUUAGUUGCUCUUCAAGCUUCACUAAACAUAUGAGAAUUCACAGUGGAGAGAAGCCUUAUGAGUGUAAGGAAUGUGGCAAAUCCUUUAGUUCCUCCUCAAACUUAACUAAACAUAUGAGAAUUCACAAUGGGGAGAGGCCUUAUGAAUGUAAGGAAUGUGGCAAAGCCUUUCGUCAUUCCUCAGACCUCACUGCACAUACGAGAAUUCAUGGUGGAGAGAGGCCUUAUGAAUGUAAGGAAUGUGGGAAAGCCUUUACGUGGCCAUCACACCUCACUGCACAUAUAAGAACUCACAGUGGAGAGAGGCCUUAUGAAUGUAAGGAAUGUGGCAAAUCAUUUAGUUGCUCCUCAAACUUAACUAAACAUAUGAGAAUUCAUAGUGGGGAGAGGCCUUAUGAAUGUAAGGAAUGUGGGAAAACCUUUUGUCACUCCUCAGACCUCACUACACAUACGAGAUUUCACAGUGGAGAGAGGCUUUAUGAAUGUAAGGAAUGUGGGAAAGCCUUCAGUUGGCCAUCACACCUCACUAAACAUAUAAGAAUUCACACUGGAGAGAGGCCUUAUGAAUGUAAGGAAUGUGGCAAGUUGUUUAGUUGCUCCUCACACCUCACUACACAUAUGAGUACUCACAGUGGAGAGGGGCCUUAUCGAUGUAAAGAAUGUGACAAAGCCUUUAGUUGCUCCUCACACCUCACUACACAUAUGAGCACUCACAGUGGAGAGAGGCCUUAUGAAUGUAGGAAAUGUGGCAAAGCCUUUAGAUGCUCCUCAUACUUAACUAGCCAUAUGAGUACUCACAGUGGAGAGAGGCCUUAUGAAUGUAAGGUAUGUGGCAAAGCCUUUCGUCGUUCUUCACACCUCACUAGACAUAUGAGAACUCACAGUGGAGGGAGGCCUUAAGAAUUAGUUCAUUCAUAGUGCUGUGAUUUCAAACAGCAAAUUUCUGAAAGUCUCUGAUUAGAGAACAAAGUUUCUCAGUGACUAAGAGAACAACAGAAACUCAUACAAAGCGCCAUUAGAGCUACUUUGUUUCUUUGGAUAAAAUAACUGUUUUCAUGGUAACUAUUUUUGUCUUUAUUAGUGUUCAUUUAUCCAGUUCCAUGAACAGCUGGACAGAUAUUUACUUCCUCAGUCCAUAUUGAAUUUUACCUUCUUUGGGUAUUAGAAAUAAGGCUGCAGUGAGUAGCUUGAGCAUAUGUGGUAUUGUGUUUUUUAAUGUUUUUAAUUGAUGUUAAUUUGCAUGCAAUAAAAUGCACUGAUCUUGUA